UUUCACUGUACUGCGGAUGGUUCUAUAAUCUCUCACAACAUUAGUCCCAUCGUGCGAGUGGCCUUUUGACCGGAAGCUCUUGUCUUCUUCUUCUUCAUUCUCCUCCUCCUUCUCUUGUUCUUCUUCUGCUUCUUCUCGUAUUUUUGUCCCUAUUUAGCUUUAUUAGGUAUGGAUAACGGACCACAAAAUGGGGACAAGUUGUGGUCCACACCUACCGACAACUCCUUCGAUACCUCACCCGGGUUCGGAUUCUCUUCCAGAGAUCGCAGCAACCUUAGUACGGAGGAACACUGGACACGAUGUACACCCUCAGUACAGGAGCCAGAGCCCGAGCCUAAGGCUGAACCAGAAACAGUAGCAGCACCAGACCCGGAACCUACAUUCGCAGCUAAACUGCCAGAUGAUCCACUCUAUGAUAACUGGAACAAUAUCUGUGCCAAAGAUAGGAAGAAGCGAACGAAAUCACUUACAAAGAAAGGAUUGCCUAUUCCUGGAAAGGACUUCCAAUGGCCUCCCCGACUGCAGGCGCUUGUAGUGGAAAGUCCUGAGCCACUGCCACAGCUAGAGCCAGAAUCCGAACCAGCAGCAGAGCCGGAGCCGGAGCCUUUGGCCGCAGCUAAAAUGCCAGAUGAUCCACUCUAUAAUAACUGGGACGAUCUCAGUGCCAAAAAUAGGAAGAAACGAGAGAAGUCACUUACAAAGAAAGGAUUGCCUGUUCCUGGAAAGGACUUUCCAUGGUCUCCUACUCCAACCCCUGAGCCUGUCAUCGAAGAGCUCGAGCCUCAACUUGAACAUCCUGCGCAACCAGAACCUGAGCCAAAACCAGAAAGCCCGAGGCCAGCCUCGUUCCCUCCUCAAUCAGACAGAGCCCUCUGUGCCCAAAGUGUAGCUACAGGAUCCAGCUCUCUCCUUUUCUUGCUAUCAAAGAUUCGGGAUACUGGGGCAUUUUCGGACCUGAAGAUUAAGUGUGGAUUGUCAACUUUUAAUACACAUUGUUGCAUUGUGUGUUCACAGUCUAGCUUCUUCGAAACGGCUAUCCAGGAUGGAUCAAAAGAGAUGAGGAUUAUCGAUCAUCCUUUCGUCGUCAAAGCGAUGCUUGACUAUCUCUACCGGGGGGACUAUGACGACUACGAGCUCGCCGCUGAAGUAAAGGGAUCCGGAGGGCAAGGCCCCACACUCCCUACAUAUGUUAACGCUAUUAUGCAUGUUACUGCUGACGUGUACGCCAUCAAAGGACUUAAAGAUCUCGCCAAGAAAAGGCUAGUAUCAAAUCUGAUACAUGAGUGGAACGAUGCGGAUUUUAUUGAACUUAUUGAAUAUGUCUAUAGGCCAAAUAAUCCUGCAAAUUCUACAUUGCAGAGUAUUUUAGCGCAAUUUGCCGCCCAGCAUGUUUCUACUCUCAGAGGCUUCCAGUCCUUUCACUCAGUUCUUAAGAAGUUACCUCAAUUCAUGUACAUAUUCUCAGGCGAGAUGAUGGAGAGGCUGGCACGACUGGAGAAGGAAGCUUUGUAGGCGUUUAUGCCUUCCUACACCCCAAAGGCUUAUUCCGGUGUGGCCAAAUAUGGCCGUUGGUAAGCUACAACCCAGAAGUGGGUUGAGAGGAACCUUCAACGCAACAGUUAUCCUUAAUAUCACAAUAGCUACUAUAGGUGCAUCUUCA
This is a messenger RNA of Aspergillus caelatus, 1660 nucleotides long. RefSeq names its product BTB/POZ domain-containing protein. Gene Ontology annotation, molecular function: protein binding. The coding region runs from base 169 to 1512 and encodes 447 amino acids. The transcript is spliced from 2 exons. The record is from RefSeq and is a predicted model, not a curated record. NCBI's taxonomy places the organism in Eukaryota, Fungi, Ascomycota, Eurotiomycetes, Eurotiales, Aspergillaceae.